Salvelinus namaycush (lake trout) is the source of this 1007-nucleotide messenger RNA. RefSeq lists its product as uncharacterized. The record is from RefSeq and is a predicted model, not a curated record. NCBI's taxonomy places the organism in Eukaryota, Metazoa, Chordata, Actinopteri, Salmoniformes, Salmonidae. Bases 283 to 996 code for a protein of 237 amino acids. The transcript is spliced from 2 exons.
UAGAAUUGGAGAUGAACGUAAUGAUGAGAUGCUCAUAUCACUCAGUCCAGACAAUAGAAGUCGUUGUCCCAAAAGUGGGAAUGCAGGCGACAAGAUUAGGUUCGAAAUAAACCCAUAGAAACCAUCGGAUUUAUUUUGGCGAGAGUGGAACCUCUCGCUUCGCCUGAUCCUCUCUGAGGUGACAUUGUUUUGAUUUUGAACGUUAUUUUUGUGGAGUAAAGAAAGACCUAGCUAGCUACUGACUGAACUAAAUAGGCUACCCAACUCCCAGUCGUCUGAAAUAUGUCUAAACUACAGUUGUUUCGUGUGUUUUUAAAUGAGCGCUUAACGACGGCUGCUGUGGAUAUUUUCGGGGCAGUUGAGAAAACGGUAGUGGAGUACCAGGAGGAGAAUGAUCGGCUACGGAGACUGUUGGGGAUCACACCGGAGAUACAACUAUGUAGAAUAGACUCCCUGCAGCUCUCUGUCUCUGAAGAGGAGGUUCCCCCUGAGCAGCAGCACUGUGAGCAGGAGUGGAGCCCCAGUCUGGGACAGGAGGACCCAGAGACCAUACAGAUUAAAGAGGAACAGGAGGAAGUCAGGACCAGUCAGGAGGAAGAGCAGCUUCAAGGGCGCUUUGAUACCAAAGACUCCAUAUCCACUACUUCCUGUGUGAAAAGUGAAUGUGAUCAGGAGGACCCACGUCAAGAAGCCAUACUAGCUGAACACCCAACUCUCAGUCCACUGAAAACAUCUAAACUACAGUUGUUUCGUGUGUUGUUAAAUGAAUGUUUAACGGCAUCUGCUGCUGUGGAGAUUUUUGGUGCGGUUGAGGAAACUGUAGCAGAGUACCAGGAAGAGAAUGAUCUGCUACGGAGACUGCUGCAGAUCACACCAGAGAUACAACUAUGUAGAAUAGGUUCGUAUGUAGAUCUACUGAUAGUCAGCAAUAGUUCUUGUAAAUUAAUAAACUGUUUAGGCUUUGUGAUCACCAUUUCAACAUUUUUUAAAAAAUAAUAAUUUUUAUU